Nymphalis io (European peacock) is the source of this 580-nucleotide messenger RNA. RefSeq names its product fatty acid-binding protein type 3-like. NCBI's taxonomy places the organism in Eukaryota, Metazoa, Arthropoda, Insecta, Lepidoptera, Nymphalidae. The coding region runs from base 84 to 494 and encodes 136 amino acids. The transcript is spliced from 4 exons. The record is from RefSeq and is a predicted model, not a curated record.
GUAAAAGUCAGAUAGAAUUAAGGUGCUCUCGCGGUUGUUGCUCUGUUGUGUUACGUUAGAUAAAUAUUAUUCACACAACGACAAUGUUGUUCUCCGGUAAAAGGUUUAGAAGAGUCAGAUGUGAGAACCUCGACGAAAUGUUGUCAGCAACUCAGGCAAACGAACAUAUCGUCCGCGUGUUAAAAUCAAAGGCCCCUAUUGUGACUUUCACUAUUAAGGACGAAGAUAUACAUCUGCAUCUUGACAUUAAUGGCAAACACGCAACUUACAGCUUCAAGUUUGGAAAAGAACAAGAGAUGGAGAGGAUAGAUGGCGGGAAGGUGAAAAUCACAUACACCAGAGAAGGAAAUAACAUUCUCAAUCAAGUGAUAAAGAUGCCAGAUGGAAAGACUGCUUAUUUUAGAAGGGAGAUCAAAGGCGAUUAUGUUGAAAUGCUCGUCAAAAUGGAAGGUUCAGACCUCACCGCUACAAUAUAUUACGAAGUUGUGGACUAACAUGUUGAAGAGUAUUUUAUUAAUUUAUAAGUUAUUUAUUAUUAAUUAUAAGUGUAAAUAUUUCCUAUUAAAAUUAUAUAGUUUAU